AUGGACGACUAUACGCUUUUCAAUCCCGUGAUGGACUUCUCUCCUGGAGGAGCCACUCGAACUCCGCAAACCGUCAUUGACUUGGGUGCCGUGCCCACCAUGCCCACCAUGGAUAAUUUCGGUUUCUAUGAUUCAGGUGGCUACGAAACGGCCACCGCUGGCACUCAUCAGUACCCUUCAGGCUACGACAGAGGAUCGUCGACGCUCCCGACUGGCAACAUUUCCACCCACACUUAUUCGAAAGCUCAAAUGGGGGCUGCGGGGAAGCUGCUGGAAAGUCGUGGCUUCGGAUGGCUCCUUGAAGUGGAAGACGAUUGCGAUACGCAGACACCAUUGCUAGAGGAGCUGGAUAUAGACCUGACUGAUAUUUACUACAAAAUCCGAUGUGUACUGUUGCCUCUUCCCUAUUUCCGGAUGAAGCUGAACAUUGUGCGGGAAUCGCCGGAUUUCUGGGGACCUUUGAUGGUGGUGCUCGCGUUCGCGUUGCUCUCCAUUUACGGCCAGUUUAGUGUACGUCCGGUAUGA
This is a messenger RNA of Cooperia oncophora, 525 nucleotides long. The record is from the annotation of a GenBank genome assembly. NCBI's taxonomy places the organism in Eukaryota, Metazoa, Nematoda, Chromadorea, Rhabditida, Trichostrongylidae.